AUGGCAGAUAUGGAGGUUCCUCAACAUGUUGCAAUAGUUGGCGGUGGUCUCUCGGGCCUAAGCCUUGCGCUCGCGUUACACAAAGUUCACAUACCGUGCACCGUGUAUGAAGGGCGGGACGAAUCCUACGAAGCCGGGGGUGGGAUAACCCUUUCACCGAACGCGCUGCGAAUCCUCGAUAAAUUAGAUGUGUUCGCGCGUGUCCGCGACAAGGGUUUCCAUUUUGACACCCUAGCUUUCAGCGAUGGUGAUGGAGUGAUCAAAGAUCUCUACUAUUUUGGUUCCGAGAAGCUGUACGGCUACAGAGGUUUCCGUAUUAUGCGUCAGCUACUCAUUAAUGAAAUGAGGCUGAUGCUUCGGGAAAACGGGACACAAAUGCAUUUCAACAAGCAAUUCUCGAAAGUCAUCCUUGAUUCGCAAGAUGAGGUCGUGAUUGAGUUUGCCGACGGAUCGAUCAAAUCUUCAUCUAUAGUGAUUGGUGCUGAUGGUAUCCAUUCAAUUGUCCGCAACCAUAUUGUUCCAGAAGUCAAACCGGUUUAUUCUGGUAUGAUGGCUAUUAGCAGUGUCUGUCCCCGGUCUAGCCUUCGCAUUCCUGAGAACUUCUAUCUCCCUGCGCACAUUUUGUCCAAAGCUGGCGCGUUUUUGAUGGUCCCCCAAGAGAUUGAUGGCUCUCAGCUCCUAAUUGGUUCACAGCGACGUUUUCCCGAGAAGGAUAAGGAUGGUUGGGAUGCUCUGGCAGCCGACAAGCAAGGGUUAUUGGACUUGCUGCGAGAGAAUCAGGGCGACUGGCCCGACAUUGUCCAAUCUGCACUCGAAAAUGCACCUGUUGAGAACAUGGGUAUCUGGCCAUUCUACGGGAUCCCGAAGUUCAGCAAGUGGGCCAGCUCCACUGAUCGGGUUAUUGUAUUGGGUGAUGCUGCACAUGCAAUCCCGCCCACAGCCGGUCAGGGUGUCAAUCAAGCGUUCGAAGAUGUGAACAUGCUAGCUUUAUUGCUCUCAAAUCUAUCCCAAAAGACCCCCCUUGGGGAGGCUUUGAAAUUUUGGCAGCAAUACCGCCAGCGCCGGAUCGAUAAAAUCCUGGAUCUUACCCAGAAGAUGAAUGCCAAGCGUCUGCCUCCUGCAGAACAAGCCAAGCUUCCACCGGGUUCAGUCUGGGCUGACGAUUCAGCAACCACGGGAGAAGGCGGCCAAUUAAGGUGGCUGUAUGAACCAGACCUCGAUGAGGACGUUGCAGAGUGGCUUGCUAAUCGUGUUUCAUGA
This is a messenger RNA of Histoplasma mississippiense, 1260 nucleotides long. RefSeq lists its product with no specific name. Bases 1 to 1260 code for a protein of 419 amino acids. Lineage: Eukaryota; Fungi; Ascomycota; Eurotiomycetes; Onygenales; Ajellomycetaceae. The transcript is spliced from 2 exons. Gene Ontology annotation, molecular function: FAD binding; monooxygenase activity. The record is from RefSeq and is a predicted model, not a curated record.